AUGAAUGAAGAUAGAAAAAAUUUAUCUGAGCCCAUGGAAUUUGAAGACUCAAAGAACAGAAAAAGGUCCAGGGGAGGAUCAGAUUACACUGACGACCCAACCAUGAAGAAUAAGAUUCCCGCCACGAGAUCAUAUACAGCUAACCAAGAUGACAUCACUACAAAAUCAGACAAAGCAUCUGAAUUCUUCAAACCAGACAAUCAAGGCCCUUUUGGAGUAUGGAUAAAGAGGAAAAUCGAAAGCAAAGAAGGUCUAAGUGCUUUCAAAGUUGGCAGCGUUAUUUUUAAAAAAUAUAAAAAUAUUAUUGACAUUAAAAACAGAGGUAGAUUUAAAGUUGAAAUCCUCUUUUCAAAAAGGGAAGAGGCUAAUAAAAUACUCACGGAUAAAUCUCUUGAAGCUCACAAUAUGGAAACAUUUAUACCAAGCUAUAGAAAAUUUAGAAAAGGCGUAAUUAGAAAUGUGCCUCUUGAUUUACAGGAAGAAGAUAUCAAAGAAGCUAUUGUAUCACCAGUCGGUAUUACAGAAGUGAAAAGACAAUCUAGGAGGAAUAGGAACGCCAGUGGCUCUGAUGAUAAGUGGAUAAAAACCCAAACUAUUGUGGUGACCUUCUCUGGUCAAAUCUUGCCAAAAGAUAUAGUUCUAUACUACGUAAAAGCUUAUGUUGAGCCUUACAUACAAAAACCAAGACAAUACUAUAACUGUUUGAAAUUCGGACAUGUUGCAAAUACUUGCAAAGGUACGAAACGCUGUAUAAUGUAUGGUCUUGAAGAACACGAAACUGACACUGAUAAUGGCAGAUGCCCCAAAGAUAUUCCGUCGUGCUCCAAUUGUAGCGGGCCUCACAAAAGCAUAGAUUCUACCUGCCCUGUCUAUCAGAAAUAUUUAAGAAUCAAUGUUCUAAUGGCACAUGAUAAUAUUUCAUUUUCAGAAGCAAGCAAGAUUAUUACACCUCUUAUUCAAAUCCCUCCUAGAUCCAAAGAGCAUUACCCAAAUAUUAGAAGCAGACAUCAAGAUACGCUCAACAAUAUUGUUAAAGAACAAAGUCCAGUUAAUAGUAAAAAUAUAACAGAAGUAGUAUUACAUCACACGUUGCACAUUGAAGACACUCAAUCACAGAUCUGCUCGCUUGAUUUUCAAGACUCUUGUAAUAACACUACAUCUCAAAUAACCAAUUCAAAACAUUUUGGUGGAAGAAACUCUCCAAAUACUUCAAAUUCAUUCAAUUCAUUCUACAAUGUCAUUUCAGAAUCUACCGAGUCAAAUAAGAAAGAGCUAACGCCGUGCACAUCGCUGUCACCAAAGACACCUUCGUCGUCAUCCCCACAGCCGCAGAAGCUACAACAGAACUCGCCCAAGAUGAAGUCAUCAAAUUCGUCACUUCAAUCUACAAUUAAUAAAUUAACGUCUAGAUCGUCUAUUUCUAAUCAAAGUAACUCUACACACAAAGAAAUAAGACACUAUUUAGGGAAAAAGCCUGCAAGGCAUAAAAAACCACUUUUAUUUGAAAAUGCACUGAUGCUGAAAAGAUUGAUACAAAGAUUGGAUGACGUAAGGAGAUUGAAUAACGAGUAA
Messenger RNA from Phymastichus coffea, 1572 nucleotides. RefSeq lists its product as uncharacterized. The transcript is spliced from 2 exons. Lineage: Eukaryota; Metazoa; Arthropoda; Insecta; Hymenoptera; Eulophidae. Bases 1 to 1572 code for a protein of 523 amino acids. The record is from RefSeq and is a predicted model, not a curated record.